UAAGCAUCUUUAAAUAGUAUCAAAAAUAAAAUGGAUACAGAAGACGAUGUUAGAAGAUAUUUCGACGUAUUCGAUUAUAUAGUUUUUGCAAUAAUGUUGGUAGUUUCAGCGUUAAUUGGUGUAUAUUUUGCCUUUUUCGCGAAAGUUAAACAAAAUACGACAUCAGAGUAUUUAAUGGGCGGAAAAACUAUGGGUAUAUUUCCUAUUUCGAUGUCACUAAUAGCUAGUUAUAUAUCAGGAAUUAGUCUACUAGGAUUGCCAGCUGAAAUGUAUACAUAUGGUACUCAGUUUUGGAUGAUCCUAACAUCAGAAAUAUUAGUUUCUUUAGUUAUGGCUUAUGCAUACUUACCUGUUUUCUAUACGCUUCAAAUAACGUCUAGUUAUGAAUACCUCAACCUUCGGUUUAACAACACCGUUCGACUAUUGGGAUCCAUUCUUUUCCUGACAAAAAUGUUGCUAUAUAUUCCUAUAGUAAUCUAUGUUCCAGCCCUAGCUUUCAGUCAAGUAACUGGAAUCAAUCUACAUCUCGUUACUCCGGUCGUCUGCAUAGUUUGCAUUUUUUACACAACUUUGGGUGGUUUAAAAGCCGUCGUGUGGACUGAUACUGUGCAAACAAUAAUAAUGUUUGUUGCGUUAAUAAUUACUGUAGUAAUUGGAACUCUUCGCAUAGGUGGAAUAGAUGAAGUAUGGUUAAGAAAUCUAGAUGGAGGCAGAAUUGACUUCUUUAAUAUGGAUUUAGAUCCAACCAUACGCCACUCUUUCUGGACAGUGACUAUUGGAAACUUUUUCUCAUGGUUGGCGUCAUGUUCUAUUAAUCAAGCAAUGGUUCAAAGAUGUUUAGCUAUGCCCACGUUGAAGUCUGCCCGAAUCACAGUGGGUAUAUUAGUAGUCGGCAUUAUGGCAUUAGUAUCUAUGUGUUGUUUCAUGGGUUUAGUCAUAUACGCCCAAUAUCAUAAAUGCGACCCGGUUACACGAGGUUGGAUACAGAAGUCGGAUCAACUUUUACCAUAUUUUAUAAUGGAUACUGCAGGCGAUAUACCCGGCCUUCCCGGGAUGUUUGUCAGUGGAGUAUUUAGUGCUGCUUUGAGUUCAAUGUCCACUGGACUAAAUUCAAUGACCGGAGUAAUUUUCGAGGAUUUAAUUAAGCCAAGAAUAAAACAACCAUUAACUGAAAGCCAGGCUAGUUUCCUAAUGAAACUUAUAGUCGUAAUAGUGGGGACUAUUUGUGUAGCUCUUGUGUUCGUAGUAGAAAAAUUAGGAGCACUUAUUCAAGCAGCCGGUAGUUUAGGAGCAAUAACAGCUGGGCCUCUUCUAGGAGUGUUUUCUCUUGGAAUGUUUUUCCCUGGUGCUACAUCUCAGGGAGCACUUGCUGGGGGUUUAUUAAGCGGAUCGCUCAUAACGUGGAUAUCAAUCGGAACGCAAGCUCAAAUGGCUCAAGGAAUAGUUCGAUUUCCCCAAAAACCAGUUUCUGUAGAAGGUUGCAGCGCAGACUGGGUCGCUGAAUAUUUAAGACUGACUUUAUCUCCAAAUACUAAGCCUAUACCAGUGGAAGCACCAUUUUUUCUUUACAGAAUAUCCUAUAUGUACUACACAGCUAUUGGAGCAUUUCUAGCUAUUAUUUUAGGACUAGUUGUCAGCUACUUGACUGGUUUUAACAAAGAAAAGGAGAUAUCAAGGGAUCUUUUAUCACCAGUUAUACACAGAUUUCUAAAAAAUAAACAAACAUUUGAAAAUAAUCACUUUGAGCUGACGUUAAAGCCAGAGAUAUGCACCUAAUGCUUUAGAAAUAUCCACCCAAGAUUCGAAAAUUACUUACUAUAGAAAAAGAACCAAAAUAUGCACUACACUUAGUCAUCAUCAUAUUUGAUAUGUCAAUUAAAGAAAAAAAAAUCUCACUUCUCUUAAUUUAAACUUUGACCAUUUUAGCAUUUGAAGCUCUAUACAUAUUUAUGUGCACAUUGAAAAAAAAAUAAAAUUAGAAUAAUUUCUUAAUCCUGUUUGUAGGACGCUGUUAACAACGAAAUAUAUAUAAGUAAAUAAGUAUUUUGUGUAGAUAUGAUUGUUUUGUCGAAACUACAUUGUUUCUCAUAGUACAUGAUCCGGCUGCAGGACGUAUAUUUUAAUCAAAACCUAAUUUUUACGUAAUUUAUGAAUAGGAGAAUAUGCUUUUAACAGGGUGUCAAUCAAAAAGUUGCCGCAAUUAUAUUUAAUUAAUAAUAAUAAAGUGGCCGGCCGUAGCGCAAGCAGUUAGUGUGUCGAUCUGCGGUGGGAGAGAUGGGAUGGUACUGGGUUGAAUCCUCAGCAAAAACGGUCGCUUAUUUACAUAAAUAAAAAAAUAUUAAUUUAUCUAAAUAGAGCGAACAGCGACCAGCCCCUCAAGGAAGGCAAUGGCAAACCACCUUGAGUAUAUUUGCCUUGUACAGCCUCUCAAAUAGAGCCGUUCGGAUUCGGCGAUAAACUGUAGGUCACGUGCACUUGUGAAACAUUGAUGACUCACAUCACAAGCAUCUGUAAUAAAAAACUAUAAUAAAAAGUUCUAUAAUAAAAAAGUUAGGAAUUUUAUAUAAGUGCCCACCUAAAGUACCGUAUGAUCAAAAAAAAGGCGUCGGCGAUGGUU
This is a messenger RNA of Sitophilus oryzae (rice weevil), 2617 nucleotides long. Its product is annotated as sodium-coupled monocarboxylate transporter 1-like. The coding region runs from base 31 to 1776 and encodes 581 amino acids. Gene Ontology annotation, biological process: sodium ion transport; transmembrane transport. Gene Ontology annotation, cellular component: membrane. Gene Ontology annotation, molecular function: symporter activity. The transcript is spliced from 10 exons. The record is from RefSeq and is a predicted model, not a curated record. NCBI's taxonomy places the organism in Eukaryota, Metazoa, Arthropoda, Insecta, Coleoptera, Curculionidae.